CCACAGCGGAUGUAAUUCAGGUUCUGCUUCCGGAGGUUGCGAGUUGUGAUGUUGCGUCACGAUUAACAUUGUUUACAUUUUUUCAAUGUUUUUACGCCUUUAAUUCGGCUGGAAAUUACUUAAAAGUCUUGCUAACAUAUUAACCACAUGACAAACGCCUUUGUUGGUAGUUUUAAGGGAAAACGAUAACGUUAAAUAAGCUAAUGUAGCUAAUGUAGCUAACGGUAGCUAUCCACGCUGACGUCACGACUAGCUUGCAGGAUGUCUAAACUUGAACGUUUGAAUACUCGUGUGGCCAAGCUACUGACUGAUGCGGUGCAGGAGGUUCUGGAGGUGGUGAAGGAGACGGUGUCGGAGUACCAGGAGAAAACUGCCAGGACACAGAGAGAGAACGAGAGUCUGAAGAGGAGGCUGCAGGAGCUCCAGGACGAGAUAACAAGAGAGAGAAUAGCUGUUCUACCUACAAGUAAUCUGUUACCUGUAGAAAAAGAAGAUACGCAGAAUCAAGAGCAGGAUCUGGGGCUUACUUUGAGGCAGGACUCAGACCUAUGUCUAGCAGAGCAAAAACAGAUAAGCAGCCACAAACCUGACCGUGAGGUGAAGCAGGAAUCAAGCCAACAUGAGAGCUACAGUAACACUGAAUCACAAGCUGAGUGCAAUUCGGCACAAACAACAGAACAUUGUACAGCACAACCAGAGGAGGUGACACACGUUAUUGAGGAGGCAAUGACAGUCCACACAUCAAACGGGGACAUCAGUGCUGUCUCAUCCAGUAAUGUGUGCACCUCUCACUCCAGCACCUCACUCGGGGUAAACCUAGCUGUUAUCAAAAGAGAGUUAGAACUAACAGACUGCACAACUUCAGAACCGCCAACUCUGCAAGAACAAUACAACAGAUGUGUGGAUUUAAGCUGCAGCUCUUCUCGUCAGAUCUCUGCUGAGACGCACGGAUCACAAGUUAGUGCCGAGCCUCACGGACGUGUCGUCCACUCAAAUCACGCUGUACCAAGGAGACACGGCUUUGCAAAAUCCAACAGGGCUGGGUUCGAUGGGAGAAAAAUCAGGAUGGAGCACCUCAGGAGAGACGAGUCACACUUGUGUGUUGUAUGCGGAAAGACGUUCAGCAGGAUCGGGAACUUAAGAAUCCACCAGCGUUGUCACACAGGAGAGAGGCCGUACGGCUGCGUACAGUGUGGGAGGCGUUUCAGUCAGGCGGGAGACCUGAAAAAACACAAGAGGGUCCACACGGGGGAGAAACCGUACUACUGCAACCAGUGUGGAAAGAACUUCAGUCGGGGUGAGAAUCUGAAAAGACACCAGAAGAUCCACAUUGGAGAGAUUUUACAGUUACAGCAAGUGUGGAGGGAACCACAGCAAUGAUUAUUAUACUAGACUAAAGUCAAAUCACUUUGUGGAGCAUCUGUGAAGGAUCAUGUUUGGUCUGUGCCCUCAGUUUAAGAAAUAAUUACAAAUAUAAGCCACAGAACUUAUGAAAAGGCUUGUCUCUUGUAACUCCUUGGGAAUUGUUACAAGGAUUUAUUUGCUGUUCUGGUGUUUAGCCAGUUGUGUGCUAGUUACGCUAGUCUUUUUUUCCCUCUGAUCAUGAUGAAACAGGGCUGUAGAAGAACUUAACCAAAGAGGCUAAAGCUUUACAGAUAGAGAUGCACUGAUAUAAAGGCAUACUGUCAGGAUAUGAAUUGAUAUCUGUCUAAUAUUGUUGGCUAACAUAAUUUGGUCAAAUGUGGAAUUUUACCUGAUAUAACUGUUAAAUUAUCAGAACAAAAAAAAAGAAAGAAAUAUACUUAAAAGCCACGAUACAUUCAUACAGGUGAUUUCAUUUUUUUCUACUUGUUUUGUUGUACUUGUUAAUGCACCAAAACCGACGUCUCUAUCAUUCUUAUUAGUACAACGUGCUCUGUGUGCUCCACCCAACCUCAACCAGAGUAGAGGUCUAAUCAGCCAGAAUAACUGAAAACACCCGCGGGUUGUGUGUGCAGGGCGUUUAAGAUAGGCACAGGUAAAUAUUAGAAUGCAUAUCAUUAUCAGUUAUGUGUCAAUAUAGAAAAGAAACUUAAACAUUAACGUUUAAAAAAAGCCAUAUUGGUGCAUCUCUACUUUGCUGUAUUGAUUUUGGACUAAACAUUUAUAUCCAGUGAGCCUUUAGUUUAAACAUUGUAAGGUGACAGUGUGUUAUAAGGUUUAGCACCUCUUUUGGUUAUGUACAGAAUGAGUUCUCUCAUGUGAAAUGCUGAAGACAAUUAUUGAAACUUCUGGAUGGCAUGAUUGUCAUUAAAAUUGCCUGAUUUUCCAGACUGAA
Molecule: messenger RNA, 2317 nt
Organism: Sebastes umbrosus (honeycomb rockfish)
Lineage: Eukaryota; Metazoa; Chordata; Actinopteri; Perciformes; Sebastidae
Product: zinc finger protein 24-like
Exons: 3
Coding region: 262-1380 (372 amino acids)
Biological process (GO): regulation of transcription by RNA polymerase II
Molecular function (GO): RNA polymerase II cis-regulatory region sequence-specific DNA binding; DNA-binding transcription factor activity
Source: RefSeq, a predicted model, not a curated record